CUAAUGUUUCUGGAGGGACGAUAGAUCGAGGAUGGACGCUGUUGCUACAGGCAGCAACGGAAAAAAGAAUACUGAGUAACUGUUACUGUAGUAUAUGAUGACAGAACUAUAAUGACAGUCUAUAAAGAGAGACAAAAACGGAUAUUUGGAGAAACUGUAGAUAACAAAAUUUCCUCAGCGGAUGGAUUUUAAGAACUCAAAAAACUGUGCGCAUUAUAGCACGUGUAAUCUGCUAUAACACGGUUACAUUAAUCUUACGAACUAGCCAUCUAGCGAACGGUAAAUCGGAUUAUAAAUUUUCUUGGACACCAUCAUUUGCAUUUUGAAGAAACAAGAGACACGACAAUGGCUGUUCGUUUACCAGUAUUGAAAAACUAUAAUUAGUAUUUGCAAUUGCCUAAUGUUUUCUGCACUAUCGUACGAAACAAAUCGAACACUCACUAGCUAAUAGCUAAGUUACGUUACUGAACGAUAACUUGUUAUGACCACAGCUAACUCAACAUGAGAUUGAGCUGCUUAUCUGUGUUCAGUAAACCCAGUGCAAGGACUGACUCAUGAAGGGGUUGCUAUUGCAUAUGAAGACGAUCAGGAGAUAGAAGACAUGGCUAGCUAAUUUUCUGGUUUGUCAUGCUGCCCAUGCCUAAUUGUCACUCAUACCAGGGGAGCAGUGCUAUUUUGAAAUAUCGCUUGUGCUGGGAUUGUAAGGAUAGUAUUAAGACAGCUGCUCCACUGGGGACAUUAUGUGGAUAUGGAAACGCGAUGAAAAUAAAAUUUAAGGAAGCCGUUUCCGAGGAGCAGUGACUACAGCAGCCUACAACUGAACCAAGUUGGACAGCCAUUGGUGGUGAUAUGAUUCAGGAAUCAUGACCGAGAGACCGCCAUUAGCAGAAAAGGCUAUGUCGGAGGGGUACGCGCGACUCCGCUAUCGCGACACAUCGCUGCUCAUCUGGCAACAGCAGCAACUGGAGCUGGAGCGCGCGCCCCCGACAAAUUACCUCAGCCGGAGUCAGACUGCCAGAUACAGCCAGUACGGAAACGAGACCGUAGUUAUACGGGACAAAACAAAGAUCGGGACAUCCCCUGACGCCGGACAGUCCAGGAUUUGCGCAGUUAUGUAACGAGUUUACUAAGCUACAUAUUAAAUGCAUGUUGUAAUUACAAGACACUAUUAUAGUUUCCACAUUGUUUCUGUUGCACAUGUUUGGUCCUUAUCGGACGUGAAUGCCUCUUGACAACAUUUCAGAGGUAAUUAAAUGUUAAGUACAAUAAAAAUGCAUGCACAGUAUGGCUAACCACACAAAGCUUAUGUCUUGCAGGUUUACCACGUACAAUACUUUAUAAGAUACACUCAGUGAGCAUAUUAGGUAUUUAUUAGACCUAUUGGUCUUCUGCUGCUGUAGCCUAUCCACUUAGUCGUUUGACGCGUUGUGUGUUCAGAGAUGCUCUUCUGCAUAGCGAUGUUGUAACUAAUGUGUGGUUAUUUGUGUUACGGUCACCUUUCUGUCAGCUCUGGCCAGUCUGGCCAUUCUCCUCUGACCUCUCUUAUUAGCAAGGUCAGUCAAAGUCACUUAGAUCACAUUACUUCCCCAUUCUGACAUUUGGUCUGAAAAACAGCUGAACCAUGUUUGCAUGCUUUUAUGUAUUUAGUUGCUGGCUGAUUCAAUAUUUGCAUUAAUAAGCUGGUGUACAUGUCUACCUAACAAAGUGAUCACUGAGUGUAUAUUUAACAUGAUUUUAUGUAUUUAUUUGAGUAAUGCCCUAAAACAGGGACACCCUCAGUGUUGCUAUAUUGUCAGUAACAGUACAGUAUAUUCCAUGUUCUGACAUUUCAUAUAAAAUAUAUAUAAAUGUUUUUGGGUUUUUUUGAUUUUGACUUGAUUUUGGAAUUUUACUUAAUUCCCUUAUUAUUAUGUACUGAAUGGUGUUUUAUCAUACAACUUGUAACCACAAUAUCAAAAGGGACCUGAUCAAAUGCAGUUAUGAGGAACUGAUUUUGUUACGAAGCAGCAAUGUAAAUGACUAAGUAUGGUUUAAAAAUGGCUUAAGCAGCAGAGGAGGGGGUUGAAUCACCCAGAGGAAGUGUCUUGGUACAUUUUUCUGAACUAAAUGUGACUAAUUCGAUUACUCUAAAAUGUGAAGUUACUAUCGCAGAUCGACCGUCACCGCUGACGGAAAAACAAACAUUUCAAUAAAAUAGAUACUCUAGACUAUGGCCCUCAUUUACGGGCUAUGCAAAUAACACACUCCAAAGGCAAGUAAAAGUGUAGAAUAUUAUGGUGUUUAUGGUGACUGUAUAAAAGGCACUGUAAUUUCAACACGGUGAAACCAAAGUGUGUAAACAUACCCUUAAAUAGUUGCUAAGAACGUGUACUUUUACCGCAUGUCAAUUGUUUGAUUACAAAUCUAAAAUGGUGGAGUACAGAGCCAAAUAAAUAAAAAAUAUGUCUUUGUCCUAAACAUUAAGGAGGGCACUGUAUAUAAGGUUAUCUUUUUUGUGUGUAAUAAAUGUCAAUAAUUGAUCUGGUGUAAA
Molecule: messenger RNA, 2530 nt
Organism: Conger conger (European conger)
Lineage: Eukaryota; Metazoa; Chordata; Actinopteri; Anguilliformes; Congridae
Exons: 2
Coding region: 864-1118 (84 amino acids)
Source: RefSeq, a predicted model, not a curated record